Molecule: messenger RNA, 3684 nt
Organism: Hippopotamus amphibius kiboko
Lineage: Eukaryota; Metazoa; Chordata; Mammalia; Artiodactyla; Hippopotamidae
Gene: TMX4
Product: thioredoxin related transmembrane protein 4
Exons: 8
Coding region: 169-1215 (348 amino acids)
Source: RefSeq, a predicted model, not a curated record
GUGGCCUCGGCGUCCCCGGCGGAUAAGAGGCGGCGCCGGCCGCCCCCGCAGUGAGCUGGGCUGGUUUGCGCGGCCGGGCGGAGGCGGGGCAGCCCGGCCUCUCCUCGCACCACCUGGGGAAGGCCCGGUCGGCAGCCCCUGCCGAGCAGCCUCGCUCCGCGUCCCAACAUGGCGGGCGGGCGCCGCGGCCCGCUGCUCACGCUGCUCCUGGUCGCCUGGGUCGCGGCGGCGGCGGCAGCGGCGGAGGCGGAGGCGGAGGCCGGCCCGGAGCAGGCCGCGCUGCCGCAGGAGCGGAGCCUGGUGCGGCCCAUGACCGCCUCCAACUGGACGCUGGUGUUGGAGGGCGAAUGGAUGCUGAAAUUUUAUGCCCCUUGGUGUCCAUCCUGUCAGCAGACUGAUUCAGAAUGGGAGACAUUUGCAAAGAAUGGUGAAAUACUUCAGAUCAGUGUCGGGAAGGUGGACGUCAUUCAAGAACCAGGUUUGAGUGGCCGCUUCUUUGUUACUACCCUCCCAGCAUUUUUUCAUGCAAAAGAUGGGAUAUUCCGCCGUUACCGUGGCCCAGGAAUCUACGAAGACCUGCAGAACUAUAUCUUAGAGAAGAAGUGGCAAUCAGUUGAGCCUCUGAGUGGCUGGAAGUCCCCGGCUUCUCUAACGAUGUCUGGAAUGGCUGGUCUUUUCAGCAUCUCUGGCAAGAUAUGGCAUCUUCACAACUAUUUCACAGUGACCCUUGGAGUUCCUGCUUGGUGUUCCUACGUCUUUUUCGUCAUAGCCACCUUGAUUUUUGGCCUUUUCAUGGGUCUGGUCUUGGUGUUAAUAUCAGAAUGUUUCUACCUGCCACUUCCAAGGCAUUCACCUGAACGUUCUGAGCAGAAUCUCAGGUCAGAGGAGACUCAUACAACUGAACAGUUGCAGGAUGUAGAGGAGGAAAAGGAUGAUUCAAACGAGGAAGAGAACAAGGACAGCCUUGUAGAUGAGGAGGAGGAGAAGGAAGACCUCGGCUAUGAGGAGGAGGCAGAAGAGGACGAGGAGGACAGCCCGGCUGCUGGCGUGGACGAGGAGAGGAGUGGGGCCCUGAGGGAGGCGCAGGAGGAUGAAGGACCUGGUGAGACUGAAGACGACGCCCCCGAGCAGCCCCAUCCAGCUGGCGCAGAGGCGGCAGAAGACGCGCUGAGGCAGCGCAGGAGUCAGCGUGCUGACGCCGGACCCUCGGCCUGAUGGCACUUCCCGAGAACACAGACCGAAAGAACACGUCCGCUCCGCUCGGGUCUGCAGUUUAAACCAAAUCCUUGUCUUUUUCUUGAAUGAGCAAGCUUCUCUUAAAAAAUGAUCUCUAGCCAUGUAGUCUCAUGGCAUUAAGCCUCAUGUAUGUUAAGGAGAACCUUUCAGGCAUGACAAUCAGGAUACAGAGAACAGACACGGUGUUAGGCUCUGCUUGGGACCUGGGAUGAGCUCCAGUCUCGACCAGAGGAAGCGCUCCCCGGCUGUCGUGGGCACGGUCAUAGGCAAUAGACCAGGCUGCAGGCCCCCUAAGGUGAAAGCAGGGCGAACUGAACAUCCACAGAGUACAGCAGACGUCUUGCUUCCUCUUCUUGUACUGAGUAUUUAUUUUUGUCAAACUGUAGGAAACAUCAGGCACCAUAGGACACAGGGGUACUUUUUAAAGACAGAAAUUGAGACGGCCUUGGAUAUUGUACAAAAGAGCUUGGAAAUCUUCCUAACUCUCUAAAUCUCCCUUCUUAUGUUUUAUUUCUUACCUUUAACACUUCCAGCUUUCCCACCACGGGCCUGCGGGCUCCCCACACUCUUCACAAUACUUCCUUAGUGAGAAGACUGAGGCAGCAGACGGCUUGACAUCAGCUGUGCUUAUUCUGCCUUAAGGGUUUAGAUAAUCAAGAAGCACAGCCUAUGAGCCAUGAGUGCCAAGGGUCUCAAAUGAAACGUUGUAACCUUUGGAGAUUCGAAAGGAAGUAGGGGUUUUACAAGAGAGACUUUUGUUGUUGUUUUUAGCCAAAAUGUAGUCCUUUUUUUUUUUUUUCCAAGAAGUUCCUUCAGCGAUAUUCUUUUUGAAGCCAGAAGUCUCCGGUCUUGCCAGUACAAGGUAGUCUUAUAAAGAAAACUUGAAUACUGUGUUGUUUUGUUUCCAUCUCCAGGGGUUCCCUGGCUUUUGAACCACUUUAAUAAUAACUGAAAAACCAUUUCUGAUUUUCCUUCAGUGACAUGCUUUUGGUGAAAGAAUUAAUGAAAGUGUAUAUCUGGAAAUGAAAGAUUUGGUUUCGUUUCCUUCUUCCUUAAUCUUGUAAAGAAUUUUAUCCCUGUAAAUCUCUCAAUACUCAAUCUGCUAAAAGUACCCCAGGGGCCCAGUGUUUUUAAAAAAUCCAUCCAUCUACCUGAUUUGUGUCUUAGAAUAAAUUCGUAAUAUUAGAUUCCAAGCUUAUGAAAGAUGUCUAAAGUUGAUCCUACACCCCUCGGGUCCAGACAGAAUAAUAAGUAGUACGGGUUUAUGAAACUCAAAAAGCUUCUGUCAUCUUUAAAAAGAAAUAUGCAGUAUACUCCUAUCUGGCUGUUUAGAUAACCCUUACCUUGUAUUAACUUUGAACAUGGGCUCACUGGAGGAGGGGGAGGCUCUGAAACUCUACCCUGGUGUGGCUGAAGGAGCCUGUUGCAAGCCUCACACAAAGGGAGUUUUUAUUCUGACAGCAUCCAGCUUUUUGAGUUGGUUAUUUUUCAUCUUUCCAACUCAGUGACCUGACAGUCUCAUCCCCCAGUGUGGUGGUGACGCUCAUUAAGAGUUGCCAAUAGUUUUUCUCAUCAGACAGCAACGCGACCUCAAGUUUGAGGCAUCACAGAACUGACAGACCGGGAAAACCUGGGCUUGUGUUCAUUUCUUGCCCCUCCCACCAUCCGGGGCUGUGACACCACCUCCGCCAAAGCGCCACGGUUCUGAGGCAGACACCUCUACCUCCCUGAUACCAGGAAGCCUUUCUGGAUCAGAGCUGAGCUGGACCUGCCCUCGUGUCACUGGAUUUUCUUUCCUUUCUAAUCAAGCUGAAACAGUUUUCAAAGAUCAUUGAGUUCAAGUUCAAGGGUAUGGACCAAGAAAGAUUUCAUAGUUUGGCUUUUCUGUAUAAUACCUCCCUCCAAUGCCCCCAUAUUGAAAUAAUUUUUUUUUUAAGUGCAGUAUUUCACUAAAGGGGAAGGAAUGAAGAAAUAAAAUCUACUUUGGCUUUUUAUAAAUGUAAGGCCAAUUUCCAGUUGGACUCCAAAUAGUAUCUAAUUAUAUAAUGAGAAAAAUGUAUUUUCGUUCUCAGCAAUACUUAAAAAAAUAGAAUUGGAGGAAGAGGAAAAAUCAGUUUGGAGAAGCAGAUCCAAACUGAUUAAAAGUUGAAGUAUCUGGCUCUGGGGACCAUGUUUCCUGUUUUGUUUCUGUUUUUGUUUUUUAAUAUUCUGGUGAAAGAUGUACACAUCUAAUUUAAUUUCUUUCCACUUGCAGCCUUUAGGUUCAUUUUCAUUACUUACUAAAUAUAAAAUUAAAGGAAAAAAGUCAACCCCAAAUAAUUUAGAAUUAGAUUAACAUUUCAAUAGAAUUUGAUAGAUUUUUCCUGUAGAUAAUAUAUUUAAUCCAGAAGUCAAGUGUAUGGAAACAUGAUUUUGAUUCAAAAAAUAAAAAAUAAUCAUGCCUCCCUA